Myxocyprinus asiaticus (Chinese sucker) is the source of this 2056-nucleotide messenger RNA. RefSeq names its product 2-(3-amino-3-carboxypropyl)histidine synthase subunit 2-like. The transcript has 7 exons. Gene Ontology annotation, biological process: protein histidyl modification to diphthamide. Gene Ontology annotation, molecular function: 2-(3-amino-3-carboxypropyl)histidine synthase activity. The record is from RefSeq and is a predicted model, not a curated record. NCBI's taxonomy places the organism in Eukaryota, Metazoa, Chordata, Actinopteri, Cypriniformes, Catostomidae. The coding region runs from base 112 to 1629 and encodes 505 amino acids.
AAGGAAAUGAGCGGAGAAGAGUUUUUUCUUCACGUGGGAAUUGACAGGCAUUAUGCAUACAAUGUGCAUACGAGUUUUGACCCAGAGUACAUCACUGUCUCCUAAGAGAACAUGACUGAUGCUUUCAGUAGCAACAGUGAGGCAGUUCUUCAACGCUCUGUGAACGUGUCCACCAUCGCAACAGGUAGCCUAGGUGGAAAUUUGGUGGAGCUGUAUCAGAUAGUUGAGACUUGUCAUUUUGUCACUAGUCAUCAAUUCAAGAAGGUAGCCUUACAGUUUCCAGAUGAACUCUUGUCUGAUGCUGUCCCAGUCUCUGCAGAAAUAGAGAAAGAAACCAAAGCAAAGACAUUUGUUUUAGGAGAUACGUCAUAUGGCAGCUGUUGCGUGGAUGAAGUAGCCGCAGAACAUGUAGGAGCAGACUGUCUAGUGCACUAUGGGCCAUCUUGCCUCAGCCCAAGUAGACGACUGCCCCUUUUGUAUGUGUUUGGGAAGAGACCUAUUGAUAUCCAGCAGUGUGCUACAGCCUUUAAAGAGCUUUACCCUGACUGCCAAAGUCAUGUCAUCAUCUUGUAUGAUGUCACCUAUUCAUAUGCAAUGGGUGUUCUCUGGAAGCUCUUGUGUGAUAUGUAUGCCAAUAUUGUGGUCUCUAUUUUAAAAGCAGAUGGUGCUGAACUAAUCCAGGACAGCUUCUUGGGUAGUGAUAACUUGGACUUGCAUGAUGGAGUCAAUAUUAAAUUUGGUAGACAGUUUUGUGUAAAAGAGGGACAGAGCAUUGAUGAUUACAGUAUGUUCUACAUUGGCCAGGAAGGCCUGACUCUUACAAACUUCAUGAUGACUUGGAACCAUUGUGCCUUCAGCUCAUUUAAUCCAGAAACGUCCACAGGCCGAGUUGAAUCGAUUAAAAUCAACAAAGCACUAAUGAAACGCUAUUAUGUCAUUGAGCGGGCCAAGGAUGCCGGUGUGGUGGGCAUUUUGGUUGGCACAUUGGGUGUUGCCAACUACCUGACCAUCAUUGAGCAGCUGAAAGACAUUAUUCACAAAGCAGGCAAGAAGAGCUAUAUGUUCGCCAUGGGAAAGAUCAAUGUUCCCAAGUUGGCAAACUUCUUGGAAAUCGAUGUUUACGUGCUAGUUGCCUGCUCAGAGAGCUCACUGCUUGAUUCAAGUGAAUUUUACAGACCUGUGGUGACUCCAUUCGAGAUGGAUUUGGCUUGCAAUAAGCACCGGGAGUGGACUGGAGAGUAUGCCACAGAUUUCAGAGAUUUACUGCCUGGUGGAAGCAGCCAUGUGGACUUCCGAGAACCGAACCAGUCUACCAAUGAGGAGGAGACCACAGAUGUAUCACUUAUCACAGGAGCUCUGCGAACUUCUUGUUCCACCAAUUCGUCAAAGAUAAUAAAUGGCACAUUAGUGUUAUCUUCAAUUGUCCCCAAGAAUCAAAGUCUCACUGUUGCCAAUACUAACACUGCAGCAUCAUUUUUGGCCGGCCGUAAUUGGCAGGGACUGGAGCCCAAGCUGGGGCAGACGCCAGUGGUGAAAGCUGUGGAGGGACGGAGAGGCAUUGCAAUCGCUUAUGAGGAGGAGGGUGUGAGAAAUGGAGACUCUUCGACAACACCUCUCCAAAAAUCAUAACCUUCAAUUACUAUUGGACCAUGAGAAGACAUCGAAGGACUGCUUUCAUGCACUGUCAGUCAUGUACUGACAAAUCACAUCAAUGAUUGAAGAGUAUGCAUUACAUUUGCCAUAAUACUUGAGGACAUGUUUUAAGUCCCUUGACAAGGCUUGCUGUUCCUGGUUAAUAGCAAGUAAGGUAUGUUAAAUUUAAACCUCCUUUUGUCAUUUGGGUCAUUUUUGACCAGUAUUGAAAACCAUUAAAAAUGAAUAAAUUCUUGAUUACUAAUAGCACUAAAGACCCCCCCUUUACAAAAUUCUGUUUUGUUGUGGUCCCAAAGUGUAUAAUGAUUGGGGAAAAAAUGGCUACAUCCUGAAUAUUAAUGACAUUUUAAAGAAUUCAAAAAAAAAUUAAAAACUUGGCAAUGGAUGUCUCAGUUUGUUUAUU